This is a messenger RNA of Amblyraja radiata (thorny skate), 7625 nucleotides long. RefSeq names its product bromodomain containing 10 (gene brd10). The record is from RefSeq and is a predicted model, not a curated record. Gene Ontology annotation, molecular function: protein binding. NCBI's taxonomy places the organism in Eukaryota, Metazoa, Chordata, Chondrichthyes, Rajiformes, Rajidae.
CCAGCGCUGGGGAAGGGGGGGUGGGAGAAGAGGCAGCAGCCCCAUAACGGAGUCCAGGGCCGUAGGCCAAGCCCCAGCCGAGCUAGCGGCUCCGUGUAGCCGGCAACUCCCUGGCCGUCGGCGAGUGAGAGAGGCAGGAGAGUGAGGUGAGAGGCCCGGCUCCCACCGGAGUCCAGGUCCCUUCAGACGAGUCCUUGCACCUUCCCCGCCCACCACGUCUUCCUCCCCGGCCCGGUUUCAGGGCCACACCGCGGAGCCUGCGGCCUGGCGCAGGAUGGAAGAGGCGGCGGCAGCGGCAGGUGAAGGAGGCGGCGGCGGCAGCGACGGUAACAGCGGCGAUUCAGCGGCAACGCUCCGGCGAGGGAAGAACGACAGCUCGGCCGAGGAGAACGAGCCGAGUGCCGCGGCGGCUCGAAGGCGAAGCAGGAGGCUGGGGCCUGCGGGGGAAGAGCGGAGCGGUGCCGGGGCAGCGGGCGGCUUGGAUCCGGCCUGCCAGGCCGCGCACAACGGCGAUGCCCCGGGCGACGGCGACCCGCAGCAGCAGCAACAACAACAACAAGCGGUCGGCGGGACAGCAGCAGCAGCAGCAGCAGGCGGCAGCGCCGCCGAGUUGACGGCUGAGGCGCCGGGGCAACAGCAACAGGAGAGGGCCGAGGCGACCGGGCCCAGGACUCGCUCGGCCAGUCACAGACUGUGCAAAGCCAACGCCGGCAACAGGCGGCGGUCCCCGCCGGAGGAGGAACAAGCCUCACCUGCAGCCGGCAGCAGGUGCAAGGCGGCCGAGUCCCCCGCCGACAGCGAGAGCGACGGCGAGGCAGAGUCCGAGGAUCCGAGCUACGAAGUGCAACAGGGCCGCAGGAUCCUCAGCGAGUUCCUGCUGGACAAACACAAGACGCUGACAGCGCCGUUCGUUCAGCCCGGCGAGCCGGAGGGCGGCUGCCAGCAGCAGCAGCAGCAACAGCAAUCCCCGCACCCGCAACAAACCGUCUGGUUCCGCAAGAUGGAAGAGAAGUUCGACAACAACCAGUACGGCGGCAUCACGGACUUCGUGGCCGACUUUCGGCUAAUGCUGGAGAACUGCUACAAGUUUCACGGCGUGGAUCACUGGCUCUCCAGGCAGGCUCAGAAGUUGGAGAUGAUGCUGGAGCAGAAGUUGACGCUGCUGUCAAGACCACUGAGAGAAAAGACAACCAUCGCUGUUACCUCAAAAGGGCGUUAUGGUUUAGAAGAGGAGCGAGGAGCCACUCGUCGACGUUCCAUGCCACGCAGCUUAGGAGGCAUGUCUGCAGGCGUUACUGAAUCCAUAAUGAUUCAAGCUUUGAGACAAGAAGAACAGCAGCGAGCAAGGGAAGAAAAACGAUUACGUGAGCAGGAGAGGAAGGAGGCAGAAGAAGCUGUCCAAAAAGAGAUUGAAGAAUGGGAAAAGAAUCUACGAGCCCAGGCUGAACCUACUCGCAUGGAGACCCUUUGGGAGAUCCCUGCCGUUGGUCAUUUUCUGUGUUUGGCUCAGCAGAUUCUUAAUUUGCCUGAAAUUGUCUACUUUGACCUUGAACGUUGCCUUCUAAUGCCGAAGUGUAGUACGUUUCUGGCUAAGAUUAUGACUUCUUUACUGAGCCCACAUCAUCGUCGUGCAACUUUACACCGUAAGCCACCUCUGCCAUACAGAAUGUGGGAGGCUGCUUUGAAAAGAAAAGUGCAGCAUUGGUAUAUGGUGGUGGGCCAGGCAGAAAAUCCCAAUCUUCAGGCUGAAAAACUGGGGCUUUGUCCACAGUUUUUCCAUGUUCUGGGAGAGACUAGCCCUUUAGAGAUCAAAGCUUUCCAUCAGAUAGCAUUCUAUAAGCGAGUUUGGCUGCUGAAGGGCCUAAGUGAUUAUGUAUAUGAAACUCAAAAUGAGGUCCAAGAUGCAGUUUUGGGGCAGCCUAUCCAUGAAUGCAGGGAAGUAGUAUUAGGAUAUGAUUCUCAUGAGAAUGCCUAUGUCCAUUUCCCACAGUUCUGUGGCGCGGACUUGCGGGUUUAUAAACAAUGUCCUCUUCCACCACCUGAGUUUCCUAUUCCACCAAUCAAAAUCCACAGGAUGUUGCAGCAGAGGUCGGAGGAGGCAAAAAAAAGGCUUUCAUCGGAAAGCCAGGAAAUAGCAAAAAGUGACAAAAAGGAAACCACUAACAAAAUAACUCACAAUUCUAAAAAGUCCACUGAAGGAAUUGACUCCAAUGACCUGGAAGGUUUUUAUGUGAAACUGGAAUCAAGUUCCCAGUUUCUUUCUCAAGGUGAAGAAGAAAUACAUUUCAAUUGUGAAUGUAAAAAUCAUAGAAUUUCAGCAGUGAAAAAAGAAAAUGUAGGUUCCUGUAAAGAAAACUUAGUCAAGCCUGCCAGCCCAGGCGAAGUUGUGGGUUAUGGGGAACCUCUUAGCCCAGGAGAAAUUAGAAUAACGGAAAAUGGAGAGUUCUGUACAGAUGACCCUGAGUUAAGGAAAGGUGUGAAGCCAUUGACUGAAAAAGCAAUCAAAAGUUGUAAAACACUCAUUAAUGGAAGUCAUUGUGAAAAUUUGGAUGUAAGCUGUCUGGUUGGUAAAAUAAAUAAUAUUUCUGCAAAGCAUUUUAUGGGAAAAAUUGAGGAACUUGAGAUGGUUAAGCUCCAUGUCAAGAAAAAGAAGAAAAAGAAAAAGAAAUUGAAGGAUACAUUGAAAAGAUUUCACAGUAAGACAGAUAGAGCAUGUCCAAUCCAUGAAGCUUUGGAAGCAGGAAUACAGAAAAAAUCUCUACUGAUGGAAGAAGAAAACAAACACAAAAAGCACAAAUGGGUUAGUGCAAAGAAACCAGAUUCAGAAAAGACCGAUGAAAAGAAGAAGAAAUUGAUACCACCACCAUUGCCUACAAUGCCACAGUUCCAGCUUGUUUGCACUAGUCUUGAUGAACUCAGGGAACUAAUUGCCAAAAUAGAGGGAGAGCUAAAAGAACUGGAAAAUAAUAAGAAGAAAUCUGAAAAAUGGUUUUACAGGCGACAAGCUUUGAAAGAUUUACACGGUACCCUUGGACGAUUGUUGAAUGAACUGUUGCCAUGGGAACAAAAGCUAAUCAAAGCUUAUCAGAGAAAUCGAGCUCGAAUGAAGAAAGACUUUGAUGAUUUUCAAAAUCUGCCUGAUAAUGAUGCAUUCAUUAGAGAUACCUUGCAGAAUGAAGAAAUGGAUGCAGAGCUCAUGAAAGACAUGGCUCUAAAUGAAACAGCUUCCUCAAACUCUGAAGAUCAUCAAGAAAUAGUUAAGCAGGAAUGCUCUGAAAUAGAUGACAUGUUGCAGCUAGAUGCAGAGCUAUCUAUGACCAGAAAAGAAUGUUCCAGCAAAGAAACACAGAAACAAGCUUCCAAGAAUCCUAAAAGGCAAAUUAAAUGUAAUGAUCUUGAAUGUUCAAAGGAAUCUCCACCUUGCAAAAAGACCAAAAUAAGCACAAAUGACACUGCUGCAAAUCUCAACAGACUAGAUGCAUCAUUUGACUUUGAUGUGGGAAACCAAAAGAUUGAAUCAAAAUCUGCAACAGGACAGCAGCCAAUUGAUUCAACCAACUUGAGCAAACCUGAAGAACUAUUUGUCAAGUCAGAUAAUUCAAAAGGGGAGAUAGCCAAUGCACCGCGAUCAACAGUGCAGAAAGGGACCAAACCUAUUCAAGCCUUACUUGCAAAACACAAAGGGAACAAAGUGACCUUAACCACUCAGACAUCCUCCUCUGUAACAGAGACAAGCAGUCCAGAAGAGAUGACAACUUCAGCCACAUUACAUCCUAGUCCAGUGAAAUUCUGUUCACCUCCUCCUGUGUCUCCAAAAGGUCCCCUACAAAUGUUAUAUAAAAUGCCUGAUGGAUCCUGUGUGCCAAUUGAUCUAAGUAACAGCCAGAUUAAGAUGAUUGCAGUCCAACCUAUUAUUGACCCAAAAUCUGGAGAAAAGAUUAUGCAGCAGUUACUUAUUUUACCCAAAAACUUCCUGGCUCAACAGCAAGAUGGUAAAUAUGUUGAAAGGGGAAGUUCACCCAAGCCACAAAGGGAACUGGAGAAACAGGCCUCUAUUGCGUCUCAAAAUACUAACGUGGAACAUUUUCCUUUGGUUGACAUUCAGUGCCUGCCGCCUGUUAAAGUUCAGCCACAAAUUUCCAGUUUAACAAAAGGCAGGAUCACGACAAGUACGGCAACAGCAACAAUUUCUGCUGGUCAACCAACGAGAGUUACGUCAUCUUCGUACAAUUUCUUGGCAUCGUCAACCGUCGUUGUAUCAGAUAGAAGGCCGGAAAUGUCGACCAUCAUGGCACCUGCGGUUUCAACAUCAAGCACUGGACAAAGACAGUCAGCAUCUAUUCAGUCUAUAACACCAACAAAGCUACAGAGCAGAUCAAUUACUAACAUUGGAACAACAUUGAGCUCUAACUCGCAGCAAUCAAAGGAAUCAACUGAAGUAAAACAAGAGCUUAAAACUGUGUGCAUAAGAGAUUCUCAGUCUAUUUUAGUCAUGACACGUGGAGGAAACACAGGUGUUGUUAAGGUGCAAUCCUGUUCAGACCAAAAGUCACCUAACGCUAUUAAUCCCAGGCCAAUAUUUACUUUUUUACCAGAGGUUCAGAACUUUGUUGUAUCGAAAACCCAACCAUCAUCACCAUUGACUUCUCUUGUACCAACGCAGACUUCCCUUUCAAGCCUAGGUCAGCUCCCUGUUUCCAGUUCUGCUUCAUCGGUUCCAUUGGGCCUAAAUAACUUGGCUGGGGAAACAGUUAAACUGGGACCUAACAAAACUGUGAGUAAUUCAGGUCUGGUACCUGUUCGUAUACCUCUGCCCACAAUAUUGUCUGCUGUUUCAGACAGUCCAACUGUGCACACCAGUUCCCCCAACACCUUGAAUAUGGUCAGUGGUCCCCUGGGUGGCUUAAAUAGUGGUGGUCCUGUCCAAAAUAAGGUAGCAAUAACUCAAGCACCAUCACUGCAAUUCUCUCUUGAUGCUACAAGUUGCAAACAGCUAUUUCUUACCCCACCAGAAAGUAAUAAGACAGGAGAUGGUGCAUUUUUGGCUGGAACCACAGUGCCAAAACUUCUAUUGGUUCCGAGUCCCUCUGCUGCACCUUGUGGAACGAAUCAAGUCAGCCUGGCUGCUAAUGCACAACCUCAAAAGUUAAUCUUUAUGAGUCCACCUACAACAUCAAUGUCCUCGCCCUCUAACUUAAUAUUAACAAAAUUACCCCAUCCACCGCAUGCUCCACUACUAAACACAGCACCGAUGUCCGUGAAAAAUCCAGAUCCUUGUCAGGUUGUGCUGGUACCAUACACCAGAGAAAUGCCAAUGAAGACUAAUACAUUGCCUGGCCCAUUUCAGGUAAAAGAAAUUAACAAGGGAAAUCCAGCUCAUCUUGCUCGUAACAAUAUCCAAAAUAUCCCAGGAAUCAAUGCUUUGCCGAACAUACCUGCGAAGAUUGGAGAGGGAUUAUCUGCCACACGUGCAGUCUUACCAACAACUUGUAUUAGCACUUCAGCAAUUCCUUCAGUUGCAGUUGGGAAUCGAAACUCUGUAUCUUUUAAGAACUCCACAGGAAUUAAAAUGUCUGUUAGAAAUGCACACACAGUAGCAACAACAGCUGCAGGUGCAACUAUUCCAUCGCCAACGUUUGGAACUUUUGGUUCACAACCCACUACAUUACUUAAAAUAAAUGAAAACAUAUCUAGAUCUAAUCAAACAUUGUUGUCAACUAGGCAUCCUGUUGCUAUUUCAACAGUGAAAGCAGAACACCUUGCUUCAUCAAUGCUUCUUGCAUCUGUACAGCCAAAGGUGCCACAGCAGACACUGACUCCAUCUCUCUCUUUGCCAAUUACAACUGCUUUACCUAACCCAAUCACAGUCAAUUCAAAGAUAGUACCAGCAAGCGCUCAACCUAUAAGUAUAGCCUUUAACCCGCAAAACUCGCAUUUUUCAAAAGACACUUGUCAAACAGUCAUUCGAUUCCAGAAUCCAAACACAAUAGCAUCACAAAUCAAUUCAAGUACUGCUCCCAGGUUUGCAUCUGUUCAGGCACCUACUCGCCCACCAGCUGGAGGUAAUGUGAUGUCUUCAACUGUUUUGGGUCUUAAUUCAACACAUCAAUCUACGUUACCCAGUUUAACAAAGCAUCCUGUACGUACUAAUACAAUUACUACAGCUACUUCCCUAAUGCAGCCUGUAGCUUCUGUGCCAUCCUCAGUCAGCAGAGUUUCUGGACCACUAGAUGAGUCUUGUAUACGGCAGAAAAUAGUUAUCAACACAAGCACUCCUUUGGCACCAGGAACUCAAAUAGUCAUCAACAAUCAUCGGUUUAUUGUUCCACCUCAAGGCCUUGGAUCUGGUAGUCACGUCCUGCUGAUUUCUAAUACACUGAAACAAAGUACUCCAGGAUUUCAUGUAGGAACUGACGUUACAACUGCUUGUCAGAAGGCCUUGAUGGUACCUGCUGUAUCCCAUUGUUCUCAAUCCUCUGUGUUGCCUUGUGUUCCUCCAUCUGAAAAGUUACUUCAUAAUCUCUGUCCUCCGAGUACUCCUCAAAUUAUAACUGCUGUUUCUAAAUCCGCUCAGUUCACAACAGGAUCCACACAGCUAAAUGUUUCUGCAGCAAGAUCUCAGCCUCAAACGAUAAUAUCUAACUUCCAAGCCACUACAACCCAGACUGCCACAGUUCUUCCUGUAGACACAGCUUUCAACAAGUUAUUGGUCAGUCCAGAGGGAGCUGUUUUAAAUGCUAUUAAUACUGUGGGUAAUCCAGUUGCAAAAGUAGUAUCACCUUCCUCUCUGACUUGUGUUUCGGGGAAUUCGAAUACUAGUGCUGCUGUCGUCUUCCCGGCAUUAAAGACUUCUGAAGUCCUUGAACCUACCAGAACCAUUUCAGCAUCUUCCAGUCUUUGAACUACGACUGCUGUAAAUCAGAACCAUGGGGAACACAAGAGCCUUGGACAGGACUGGAAUCAUUCUUAGAUUACGUUUUUGGUUUAGGGUUAAGGCACAAUUUAUUACAUCAGCCGAACUCUAUAAAAUAGUGACUGAGACAUUAAGAGGCACAAUAUUUAUUAGUCUGCAGUUACUAAAUUCCUGUUGCAAGGAUGCUUUCCUAGUGUUGUCUCUGUGAAACUUGUGUAUUUCAAUGUACAAAACAAUGUUUAAAAUUGUAAGACGGCAAAUUUUGAAGGUACUUGUAAAUUUCCCCUGGUUUAUAAUUUUAACAAAAGCUAGCAAUUAUAUUGAUUGCUUACUGUGCACUCAAAAGCUUCUUGCACACUUGCAGUAUGAUCUGUAUUGAUGUCCAUAUCUUUGGUAUGCUGCAAUGUUCCACUUAAGUGUGUGACCUUUUUUAAAAAAAAAUGUGCAGUUCAAAACAGAGCAUUGGACUUGUUUAUAUGCUGUUGCUGCCUUUUUAAAGUAUUUAACGUAGAAAACUUCUGCAGUUGUACAGAUGUAAAUACUUUUGAACCCAGAAAGUUGUACUAAAGUGAAUGUACAAAAGAAUUUUGCUAAUUUAUUUGUUUGUUUAUAUAAUGUAUAGGUUUUUAAGCUGUUUAGUAGCUUUUAAGGACCAUUGUUUAGAAAAAUGCAGACAGAUCUGCAUGAUUAAAAUGUGUGCAAUUGUUAUUUA